Molecule: messenger RNA, 801 nt
Organism: Melampsora larici-populina 98AG31
Lineage: Eukaryota; Fungi; Basidiomycota; Pucciniomycetes; Pucciniales; Melampsoraceae
Exons: 6
Coding region: 1-801 (266 amino acids)
Source: RefSeq, a predicted model, not a curated record
AUGAAUAGACUUUUAUCUGAAAAAUUCACUGCGUAUCGAGUUGUCUCUCAGAAGUUCAGCAUUGACGAGGAAGAUACUCCUUUGGUUGAACAUGACACAUCUCCUGCUGAAGAAUCGGUAAUUGCCCUUGUCCACUGUCUUGAGGAUUUUCAAGUACAUCGGGGUUGUAAGGCCGAUAAAAAACGCACAUCAGAUUUCGAAUUGGUCACCUUCAGGCCCGUAUCGAAGCGUACCAAGAUAGAAUGCCCUGGUCUUCCAGCUGUCCCUUUGGAAGAGGAAUCGACGAAAAUACCCACUGAAGACAAGGAGGAAUCUUCAAAACUAGAUAAAAUAAACUUAGCUUCGAAACUGGAUAAAAAACGUACCGUAGAGCGUGCUUUUGGGAUGGCAGGCUUCGAUUUACCCCUCAAACGCGAGAAAAUUCAUCUCCCAGAUGAUCCUUUCGCCCAAGACAAUGAAGAAGAAAGACUUUCACCUCAAGAUGACAAGAAUCUGUCUUCGGAAGAAGCCCCCGGUACUCAAAAGGCACCUUCCAAUAGUGAUCAAGAAGGUCAUCUUUCGCCUGAUCAUAGUCCUAUGGAGCAAGACGAGAAUUAUGAACCGGUCCCAACAACUCCAAUCUGUGAAUGCAAAAAAAAAGCGAUACGCCGGAUAUUAGCUCGUGGAGGAUUUCAAUUAGAUUGUCUACUUGAAGCACCAGAAGAAGAUCAAGGUGCAUUGGCACGAAGUUGUUUUGUUCAUGAAGUAUCAAAGACAGUUGACACGCCCAAUGCCAUGAGGCAAAUUAGGGCUAUGGUGUGA